AUGGACUACAUCCCACACGUGAUUGCAGAUAUUGGAAGUAAUACAAUUAGGUUAGGAAGGGCAGGAGAGUGAAAUCCUGUCAUCAAUACUCCUUCCCAAGUUGGAAUUCUUCAAUCAUCUUCCGAUCCUCUGAUUGGAAGUGAAGAGCUGAAUCAAUACCAUGAAGGUCUCAAGAUGAAGCAAAUUGUUGAUCAAGAUAGCUACAUUUCUGAUUAUGAUAUCUUUGCUCAGAUCUUAGAAAAGGCUAGAAAUAAAGAUGUCAGCAUUGGCGCAUUUUUGACUGAGCCUGCCCAGCAAAGAAAAGAGAACAGAGCCAAAUUAGUCGAACAGAUAUUUGAAAAGUUAUCAUUUGAGCAGAUGUUUAUAGCUAAGGCUCCUGUCUUGAGCUCAUUCUCUGUUGGUUGAACCACAAGUCUGGUAUUUGAUAGUGGUGAAAACAACACCUAUGCAGUUCCAGUCCAUGACGGGUACAUUUCUCAAAGCACUAUUCAAAAAUCAAAAGUGGCUGGAAAUGUUAUUUCAGAGAAUGUCAAGAAAUUCCUUACCAAUCAGGCUUUUGAAAUAGACCCAAUUUCCAUCCUCGAAGCAGAUAAUUAUGAUCUCAAAGAGUUGAACCUUGCAAAGAAGGAUAUUCAUGAAAGUGUAUAUGCAUUCCAUAUUGAAAGGAUGGUUAAGAAAAUCAAGCACGAUCUCUUGGAAUGUAGUAUUGAGCCAAUCUCCAAAAGAGACCCUAGCUAUGAGUUUGAGUCCAAGACUUACUCUCUUCCUGAUGGCAAAUCUUUCACUGUGAAAGGAGAGCAGUUCAAAAUUCCUGAAAUUUUCUUCAUUUCAGAUUCCUCUUCUUCGGAAGAACAAAAAGAACCCAAAGAUGCAGAUGCUGAGAUGCAAGCUGAUGACCAGUAUAAUCAAAAGCUGGAUGGCUUCAAUGGGUUCCAGGGCUUAGUCCAGAAAGCAAUCAAUGCCUCCGAGAUGGACAUACGUAGAGAUUUGUAUAAAUAACAUUCUGUGUACUGGAGGAACAACCUUACUGAAAAACUUUGAAGAGAGGUUAAUCAGAGAUAUAGAAGAAGUAGCACCUCAAAAUUACACAGUCAAUUUUAUAAAAAAGAGAAACACCAGCUUUGGCACUGGGGAUAUGCUCUACAGCUCUUUCAUUGGAGCAUCUAUCCUCUCUUCUCUAUCAUCAUUCAAGCAUAUGUGGUUCACGAAGCAAGAGUAUGCUGAGCAUGGACCAAAUCAUAUUGAAAAGAAGUGUCCAUAAGACAAUUUUAAUCAAUUUUUGUCCUCUAG
Moneuplotes crassus is the source of this 1290-nucleotide messenger RNA. Lineage: Eukaryota; Ciliophora; Spirotrichea; Euplotida; Euplotidae. The record is from the annotation of a GenBank genome assembly.